Molecule: messenger RNA, 1239 nt
Organism: Nyctereutes procyonoides (raccoon dog)
Lineage: Eukaryota; Metazoa; Chordata; Mammalia; Carnivora; Canidae
Gene: BRIX1
Product: biogenesis of ribosomes BRX1
Exons: 10
Coding region: 36-1097 (353 amino acids)
Biological process (GO): ribosomal large subunit assembly; rRNA processing
Cellular component (GO): nucleolus
Molecular function (GO): rRNA binding
Source: RefSeq, a predicted model, not a curated record
GGAAGGAGAGCCGAGACCGAAGGCGACCGGGCAAGAUGGCGGCGGCCAAGAGGAAGCGGCGUGGGGGCCUGGCGGUUCAGGCCAAGAGACCGAGAAAGAGCGAAGAAGAUUCCAAGCAGCCAGCCAAGCUGGGCGACGUGGCAGAAGAGGCGGAGGAAGAGGAGAGAGGCCGUAUCCCAGGCCCCGUGUGCAAGGGCAAGUGGAAAAAUAAGGAACGGAUUCUCAUCUUUUCUUCCAGAGGAAUAAAUUUCAGAACAAGACAUUUAAUGCAAGAUUUGAGAAUGUUGAUGCCUCAUUCUAAAGCAGAUACAAAAAUGGAUCGUAAAGACAAAUUGUUUGUCAUUAAUGAGGUUUGUGAAAUGAAAAACUGCAAUAAAUGUAUCUAUUUUGAAGCUAAGAAAAAGCAGGAUCUCUAUAUGUGGCUUUCAAAUUCACCUCAUGGACCAUCUGCUAAGUUCCUUGUUCAAAACAUUCAUACCCUAGCUGAGCUAAAGAUGACUGGAAACUGUUUGAAAGGUUCUCGGCCCCUUUUGUCAUUUGACCCAGCUUUUGAUGAAUUACCACAUUAUGCUUUGUUAAAAGAACUCUUAAUUCAGAUCUUUAGUACACCACGGUAUCAUCCCAAAAGCCAACCAUUUGUGGACCAUGUGUUUACUUUCACCAUUUUGGAUAAUAGGAUAUGGUUUCGGAACUUUCAGAUCAUUGAAGAAGAUGCUGCUCUUGUAGAAAUAGGACCUCGUUUUGUCUUAAAUCUCAUAAAGAUUUUCCAGGGAAGUUUUGGAGGACCAACUUUAUAUGAAAAUCCUCACUACCAGUCACCAAACAUGCAUCGGCGUAUCAUAAGAUCCAUCACAGCUGCAAAAUACAAAGAGAAACAACAAGUGAAAGAUGCACAGAAAAUGAAAAAGAAAGAACCAAAGACUAUUCUUCCACAUGAUCCCACUGCUGAUGUUUUUGUUAUACCAGCUGAUGAAAAGCCGAUAGAAAUACAGUGGGUAAAACCAGAGCCAAAAGUGGAUUUGAAAGCAAGAAAGAAAAGGAUUUACAAAAGGCAAAGAAAAAUGAAACAGAAGAUGAACAGUGGCAAUGCAAAAUGAAUCAGUGGAUAACUAACCUUUCAGUAAUUUUAUAUUUAUUUUGUAUUCAGUGUGUAAAUACGGUUUUAUUAUCCAGGACUACCUUACAUCUCAUUAGUGUGGCAUUUAAGACAGAAAAACCAAAUUAAACUUUGUGGCUUCA